Messenger RNA from Apiotrichum porosum, 2679 nucleotides. RefSeq lists its product as uncharacterized. The record is from RefSeq and is a predicted model, not a curated record. NCBI's taxonomy places the organism in Eukaryota, Fungi, Basidiomycota, Tremellomycetes, Trichosporonales, Trichosporonaceae. The coding region runs from base 1 to 2679 and encodes 892 amino acids. Gene Ontology annotation, molecular function: zinc ion binding; DNA-binding transcription factor activity, RNA polymerase II-specific; DNA binding. Gene Ontology annotation, cellular component: nucleus. The transcript has 7 exons. Gene Ontology annotation, biological process: DNA-templated transcription; regulation of DNA-templated transcription.
AUGCAUCCACAACAACACAGACAGGACACGGCAGGCCUCGCGGGACCAUCGGGGUCUGGGAAAAGCAAGACAAGGCUAAGAGAGGAUACCGCGCAUGGCAAGUUACCACCGCUGGGAAGAGUCGCUGCUGACCAGCCUAGCUUGCACUGCCGCUCGCGCAAAGCCAAAUGUGACCUUGGCGACAUUGAUGCCCCUUCCAAACCGCCUUGUUCGCGAUGCCGCCGCGAGUCACGCGAGUGCGUUUUCGCCCCGAGCCGAAGGGGCGGCAACAACAAGCGCCGGCGCGAGGACGAGGUCGACGGCAGUGCGUUCUCGGGCUCUGGCGGCGGAGGGAGUGUGGGUGGUGGUGCUGGCAGCCUGAGUAUGAACAACGGGUACCCUUCUGCGCCGGGCUCGGUGUCUGGACCCUCGGCUCCCCAGUACCCGCCCCACGUCGAUGUGCUCAACCCGUCCCCCAAGACCGACUACCUCUUCAACCACCCGAGCAACAGCAGCUCGGGGAUGAGCCCCUCCACAGGCCGCAGCGGACCGUCGCCCAUCUCCUCCCACGCCCACCUCAACCCGCCACCGCAGCAUCAUGCCCCAGCCCACGGCGCACCUCCCCCGCCGCCGCCGCUGCACGAGAAGAGGCGGCGCCUGCACCUCAACCCGCUUGACCCGCACGCCAAGGCGGACCCAUCAUCGCUCGUUGUGGCCGACAUGCAGAAUGAGAGCGACGCGCUGCACAUCCUCGCGCUGGCAAGCGCUGGUGAGGGGUCGCGCGGCGGCCGCAAUGGUGGUGGAGACGACGGGUCGCUGCUGGACGCGCAGAACAGACGUCGACCCAGUGUCCUCCCCCCCGUUUCCCGGAGCGAGCCUGCGCGCAUCGAGGACUUUGCGCUCAUUCGUCUGGGAAUUGUGGACGAGGAGCAGGCGACGUCGCUCAUCGGAGCAUUCUUCAGGUUCCACCACCAUCUCUUCCCCAUGGUCCCGGCCGACCGGAUCCCACACACGCCAGAGCAGAUUGCCGACUUUGCCGAUACAGAGCGCUACCUCGUCACUGCCAUGAUCAUCAUCGCCUCGCGCCACAACCACGUCCCCGGGAUGCGCGACGUGCACGAACGUAGCUGGGGUGUGAUGCGCGGCUGGAUCGGUGAGAUUAUGUGUCUCGGUGCACCGCCCACGGUGGAUCUCGUCGAGGCGCUGCUCCUCCUCGCCGAGAACCUGCCCCGCGACCCCCCACGCACCAACCCGGACCCCGUACACGCGCAGGGCUUUGGCGAGGAGGUGCACGGCGCCGAGAACCGCCAGGCAUGGAUGCUCAUUGGCAUGGCUAUUCGCUGUGCCUAUGGCCUGGGCAUCGACAAGCUUGCGCUCAAGCUCAUCCCCGAGGUCGACAGGACGUACGAGGUCGAGCGUGCGAGGCUUGUUUGGACGUACUGCUACUUGUUUGACAGACAUGUAUCGCUGCGCCUCGGCAAGGCCUUCUGGUCGCGUGGCCCAGCGCUCUGCUUCCAAGGUUUCUCGGCAUCGGCACAGACAGGCCCAGCGGCGGCUCCGGGCAACUUCCCAUUCCUAACCGAGAUGAAGGCGCCCAAGGGGGCGCCGGCCGACUACCCAGAGCAAGAGGACCUCGCCUCGCUCGUCCAGACCUACCUCGAGCUCACACAGCUCAUGUCCAACGCCCACGACGUCCUGUACCCGAACGCCGCACGCACGCGGUCGCUCGUCGUCUACGGCGAGUACUUCAAGUACAUUGACGAGCUGGCGCGCUCGCUCGACGGCUUCAAGAUCCUGUGGCUCGAGAAGAAGUGGAAGCUCUUCCCGCUCACCGAUGCCGUGUGGGCCAUGUUCUACUACACCCAGCUGUACAUUUGCGCCUUUAGCUUCCAGGCCCAUGUCGAGCGUUCGGCCAUGUCGGCCGAGGACAGGCUGCAGGAGGGUGUUGCGCCCCCCAAGAGCAUCUCACUCUUCCCUCGCGGCGCGGCCGCGUCGCCCGAUGCGCGAUACAUCUUCCAGUCUAUCGACGCCGCCCGCCAGCUCCUGCACAUCUGCGUCGACAGCCUGCACCCGGGCGGCGCGCUGCCGUACCUCCCCAACCGCUUCCUCUUGUGGUUCACGUACGCGGCCAUUGUCCUCCUCAAGGCUCUGUACUCUGGCGCCAUGCUCCGUGCCGACCAUGAAGGUGUCCACAAGCUCAUUGACCGCCUGUGCGAGUGCUUUGCGGAAGCGUCGCCAGACAGCGACCACCCGGCGACGUCGGCCAACUCGCCCACGGGCGGCAACACUGUCCCGCUGCCUGCGCAAAACGACAGCCGCCCGCCAGACGGCACCGACAGCGGCGGAGGCGGCGGCGGGGCGUACCGCGAGCAGCCGUCGUCGUCGCCGGCGCCGCCCAACUGGGUGCCCGGGUCCGAGGCGCCCGACUGGGCCCUCCCGCCCGUGUCCAACCCCACGUCGGGCCUGUCGUUCCCAUACGGCACGGGUGUGGCGCCGCCGCACGCGCAGCCCCUCAGCGAAAUGGGCAACGUCCACCCGCGCGAGAGCAUCAGCGUGACCAACAACCUUGGGUUCGCGACCCUCGACGACUGGUUCACCAACCCGGCCGGCGGGGCCAACCCGUUCGAAGCCCUCGACCUGGCCGAUUUCUGGAUGAAGGUCGGUCCCGGAGAGGCGCAGGGCGGGUUCCCGUUCCGCUAG